AUGUUGAUGCUUAAUAUCAGUUCAGCGGCCAAGUUGGUCACUCUGGCCAUGGCCACCUUCAUGCUCGCCUCAUCCACAUCCGCGGCACCCGUACUCAAUCUCCACGGCGGAGGAGAAGACUUCUUACCAGCCAUCGACUGUGUCAAGAUCCAGAGCGACAUCACUCGUGAAAACGUAUCCGUAGUCCAAGGUGAACAAAUCCCGAUCAAGAUUGACGUUACUGGAUGCGACCCUUCUUUGGUCGACAUCGUACAGCCAUGGAUCGUCACUUUUGUCAAUUGUGAGAACCAUGACAAUACCCUCAAGCUGGCCGACAUUAUCGGGGGUGCAGAUCAGAAAGAGUACACCCUUGAUGUCAACACGCAACCCAACACUCUUGCAGCCCUCAACGCUGGUAGCAUUCCAUCGACAAAAACCGGCUCAACCAAGUAUCACAUCCAGGUCGAUGCUAUCUCCAGGGACGGAACCGAGCGUCUUACUGGAAGAACAGCAUCUUUCAACAUUGCAGCCACCUCUUUUUUCCAGAAGCGGGACGAUGGUAUUAUUCCACCUGUCGAUGGCGCUGCUAUUCCCGAGAUCGCUUCACCCGUCGAUGGUGCAUCUAUCCCUGAGGUCGUUGGCGCGGACAAGGUUGAAGAUCUUUCCCCUGCAGCCGCGGCACCACCACCAGCCACAGCCCCUACUGUCGCUGCCACUCCUUUCCCCUCACCCUCACCAGCACCAGCAGUGGUCCCCAACCCAACUUACCCCAACACUCCACCCGAGAUCAUCGACUUAUCGACCGCCGUCACCCCUUCCGGUCCCAACCAAGCCGCCCCCGGUGACCCAGCAGCCCCAAAAGUGAUCCAAGAACCCAAGAAGGGGCCAAGUUCUGCUGAAGUCUUUUUCAAGUAUGCCGGUGCCGGGUCAGCAAUCUUGAGCACUAUUGGGUUGGGAGUAGGCGGUCUUGUAGGUGGUAUUGUUGGUGGUACUGUUGGGUUGGUGAUUGGUAUCUCUGCGGCGCUUGUUAACUCGCUUUACUAUGCUCCUAACGUCGCCUAA
Linnemannia hyalina is the source of this 1041-nucleotide messenger RNA. The record is from the annotation of a GenBank genome assembly. Lineage: Eukaryota; Fungi; Mortierellomycota; Mortierellomycetes; Mortierellales; Mortierellaceae.